GUUUUCGAUUUAAACAAGAGAACGUACGGACGGUGUUCAAUGUGAGUGAGCAUCGUGUUGAGUUUAAACCAGCUUGGUUUUCGAAGAUGAAGUAUGUUCGGGUUCUUCAGCUGGGUAGGUGGGAGAGCUCUGCCAAGCAUUUGAUUGAAGUUGAGGACAGCGAGUUCUUAAAAGGGUUGAAGAAGUUGAAGUUUCUUAGGCACCUCAGUCUCAGAGGAGUCUCUAGGAUUACAGAGAUUCCUAAUUCGAUCUUCAAACUCGAGAAUUUGAGGAUCUUGAAUCUUAAUGGCUGUAAUGAAUUUUAGAAACUCCCUGACGGAAUAGGCUCGCUUAAGAAGCUGACUCACCUAGACAUGUACGAGUGUUACUUGAUUAGCCUUAUGCCCAAGGGACUAGCUUCUCUAUCCGAACUCAGAGUCCUAAAAGGCUUCGUUAUCGGUAAGCAAAUACCCGGAGGCCAGUACUGUAAGCUGGAGGAUUUGAUCGAGUUAGAACAUUUGGAGAAGUUGAGUAUCCUUGUGGAUAAAAAUUCACCCACGGCCAUGAGAGAGCUCAACUCUUUGGCAAACUUUGGAAAGCUCAAGUCUUUAUCAAUAUCAUGGUCAAGAAUAUAUAAUUCGGCCAACCCUCAAAGGGGUUUGCGUAGAAGGCUUAGCACUCUCAGCAAAGUGUGGAAUUCACAUUUUGAAGAGGCUGCAGCUUCGACUAUUCCCAAAACAGUGGAGAAAUUUAGCCUCCUUUAUUUCCCCGUUUCUAAUAUAUUUGAGUGGUUUUCACUUGGGGAACGGCAGAACUUAAGGAAGCUUUGUGUCAGGGGAGGAGAACUUUCUAAUUUGAAGGAUCAAAAAUGUUGCUGGGAGACCGUUGAAUAUUUGCGUCUCAAGUUUUUGAGUAAACUGAAGAUGGAUUGGCGAGAAAUGAAGCAAGUGUUUCCAAAACUAACUUACAUGGAGAAAAUCAAGUGUCCUCAACUCAGUUUCUUCCCUUGUGAUGAGAAUGGAAUCUGGAAGAGUGAAGCAUCACAACAGGACAAUUGAUCUUUGUUUAUCUAUUUCCUUUUUUAAGUUUUAUUCUAUCUCUCUCUUUUUGUACCAUGCUCUGCUUGUAAAAGAUCGUUAUGAAAUACAUUGAUAAUUUAGUAUCCUGAUUAUUGUGCCUCAAAGUCU
Messenger RNA from Humulus lupulus (European hop), 1166 nucleotides. Its product is annotated as disease resistance RPP13-like protein 4. Bases 354 to 1037 code for a protein of 227 amino acids. The transcript has a single exon. The record is from RefSeq and is a predicted model, not a curated record. NCBI's taxonomy places the organism in Eukaryota, Viridiplantae, Streptophyta, Magnoliopsida, Rosales, Cannabaceae.